Messenger RNA from Talpa occidentalis (Iberian mole), 4269 nucleotides. It is a transcript of the gene MMP16, whose product is annotated as matrix metallopeptidase 16. NCBI's taxonomy places the organism in Eukaryota, Metazoa, Chordata, Mammalia, Eulipotyphla, Talpidae. The coding region runs from base 287 to 2110 and encodes 607 amino acids. The record is from RefSeq and is a predicted model, not a curated record. Gene Ontology annotation, cellular component: extracellular matrix. Gene Ontology annotation, biological process: skeletal system development; collagen catabolic process; extracellular matrix organization. Gene Ontology annotation, molecular function: metalloendopeptidase activity; zinc ion binding. The transcript has 10 exons.
GGAACCGCGGGUGAACUCGGGCGCCACGUUCCCGGCGGAGGGUCCGCGAGGAUGGUGAGCGCGAGCUGCCGCUGAGCCCGCCUGCACCGCCGCUGCUGCCGCUGCUGCUUUUUGGGGGGGCUGCCGAGCGCAGGGGCCCCCGGGUCUCCUCCCCUUGCCCGGCCGCGGGUGAACCUGCAGGCUCCCUACCCACCCGGAGGACUUUUUUUUGAAAGGGAAGCAGGGAGGGAGGGAGAGCGGGAGAGAACGCAGGGGAGCUCGUCCGUCCAUUGAAGCACAGUUCACUAUGAUCUUACUCGCAUCCAGCACUGGAAGACGGUUGGAUUUCGUGCAUCGUUCGGGGGUGUUUUUCUUGCAAACCUUGCUUUGGAUUUUAUGUGCUACCGUCUGCGGAACGGAGCAGUAUUUCAAUGUGGAGGUUUGGUUACAAAAGUACGGCUACCUUCCACCGACUGACCCCAGAAUGUCGGUGCUGCGCUCUGCAGAGACCAUGCAGUCCGCUCUAGCUGCCAUGCAGCAGUUCUACGGCAUUAACAUGACAGGAAAAGUGGACCGAAACACAAUUGACUGGAUGAAGAAGCCUCGAUGUGGUGUACCUGACCAGACAAGAGGUAGCUCCAAAUUUAAUAUUCGUCGAAAACGAUAUGCAUUAACAGGACAGAAGUGGCAGCACAAACACAUCACUUACAGUAUAAAGAACGUAACUCCAAAAGUAGGAGAUCCUGAAACACGUAAAGCUAUUCGCCGUGCCUUUGAUGUGUGGCAGAAUGUAACUCCUCUGACAUUUGAAGAAGUUCCCUACAGUGAAUUAGAAAAUGGAAAACGGGAUGUGGAUAUAACCAUCAUUUUUGCAUCUGGUUUCCAUGGAGACAGUUCUCCCUUUGAUGGAGAGGGAGGAUUUUUGGCACAUGCCUAUUUCCCUGGACCAGGAAUUGGGGGAGAUACUCAUUUUGACUCUGAUGAGCCAUGGACACUAGGAAAUCCUAAUCAUGAUGGAAAUGAUUUAUUUCUCGUAGCAGUUCAUGAGCUGGGACAUGCUCUGGGAUUGGAGCAUUCCAACGACCCUACAGCCAUCAUGGCUCCAUUUUACCAGUACAUGGAAACUGACAACUUCAAACUACCUAAUGAUGAUUUGCAGGGCAUCCAGAAGAUAUAUGGUCCACCUGACAAGAUUCCUCCACCCACGAGACCUUUACCGACAGUGCCCCCACACCGCUCCAUUCCUCCGGCUGACCCAAGGAAGAACGACAGGCCCAAACCUCCCCGGCCACCGACUGGCAGACCUUCCUAUCCUGGAGCCAAACCCAACAUCUGUGAUGGGAAUUUUAACACUCUAGCUAUUCUUCGCCGUGAGAUGUUUGUUUUCAAGGACCAGUGGUUUUGGCGAGUGAGAAACAACAGGGUGAUGGAUGGAUACCCCAUGCAAAUUACUUACUUCUGGCGGGGCUUACCGCCUAGUAUUGAUGCAGUUUAUGAGAACAGUGACGGCAAUUUUGUCUUCUUUAAAGGUAACAAAUAUUGGGUGUUCAAGGACACUACUCUUCAACCUGGUUACCCUCAUGACUUGAUUACCCUUGGAAGUGGAAUUCCCCCACAUGGUAUUGAUUCAGCCAUUUGGUGGGAGGACGUUGGGAAAACCUAUUUCUUCAAGGGGGACAGAUAUUGGAGAUAUAGUGAAGAAAUGAAAACCAUGGAUCCUGGCUAUCCCAAACCAAUCACAGUCUGGAAGGGUAUCCCUGAAUCUCCUCAGGGAGCCUUUGUGCACAAAGAAAAUGGCUUUACGUACUUCUACAAAGGAAAGGAGUAUUGGAAAUUCAACAACCAGAUACUCAAGGUAGAACCUGGAUAUCCCAGAUCUAUCCUCAAGGAUUUUAUGGGCUGUGAUGGACCAACAGACAGAGAGAAAGAAGGACACAGCCCACCAGACGAUGUAGACAUUGUCAUCAAACUGGACAACACAGCCAGCACUGUGAAAGCCAUAGCUAUUGUCAUCCCCUGCAUCUUGGCCUUAUGCCUCCUUGUAUUGGUUUACACUGUGUUCCAGUUCAAGAGGAAAGGAACACCCCGCCACAUACUGUACUGUAAACGCUCUAUGCAAGAGUGGGUGUGAUGUAGGGUUUUUUUCUUUCUUUCUUUUCCAGGAGUUUGUGGUAACUUGAGAUUCAAGACAAGAGCUGUUAUGCUGUUUCCUAGCUAGGAGCAGGCUUGUGGCAGCCUGAUUCGAGGCUGACCUUUCAAACCCAGAGGGUUGCUGGUCCUGCACAUGAGUGGAAAUACACUCGUGGGGAAGCUUCCAUGAUGCACAGUAUCUGCCGUUCUUCAGUCCUUUGUCUUUCUUUGUCAUUCAGUUCUAGGCCUUUCCUCUGCACGCUCAAUGCCCAGUAAAUUUUCAGGAUUAACUAAAGAAGAGGAAAAAAAAGAAGAAAAGAUUCUUCUUAAAGGUUUCUAAUAUUAUUUUCCUUCUGAAAUCUGAGCCCAUUUCUGGGGGGUGGUGGGGAAGCAAAACAGAAAGUCCACGAAUUUUUGCUUUAAAGCAAAGGAAACAAAAAGGUUAAACAAAGAACCCACAAUUGAACUUUCAGGAAAGUGUGAAGACCCAAAACAGCUUUGUCUCCAAAGAAGAUAGCUCUCUGACUGCUAUGGAGAGUCUCCUACGCUUCAUUUUUGUCAGGUGGGAGAUCUGGAAUACACUUGCAGGACUUUAGACUGUUGGGACAGCCAUUUUCCAACAAACAAGGGGCCAAAAUAUCUGCAAUAUAGUAACAGCCUUAAUAAUACAUCCAUUUUUCGUUUUAUACAGCUGUUCUCAGCUCUGUCCUCAAUGUUUCAUCACAUUUAUAUUCAUAGUUAUAUUCAAACAGGAGCUUUGUUUUGUUUUAAAGUGUUUCCGAACCUCCUCCUGCCACCUUACUCCUACAUCAUUGUGAUAAUCUCCCCAAAUUGUAUUAGGCCAUUGCCCCAGGCCUUCCAUGGGUCUGUCAGGAAUAUUCAUUAUAAGCAGAGCAAGAAGCAGUAUGUCUCUAAAGUGGUUUAAAGUGACAGUUAUUUUAUAAGGUUAUGUGACACUAGUAAUACAUUGGUGUAACCCUUUGAGAACUAUCAGACCAGCUUCCAGAGUCUCAGGAUUGCUAUGUGGUAAAUUAUAAAACUGGGCAAUGGUGAAAACAGACACAGGUUCAAGAAGUUCAGGCUUUUAAAACAGAUAUCCUAUAACCCCGUGUAAUUUCUAAGUGAGUUACAAUGCAAUAGAAGUGCAUUUUUAACAUGCAGAAAUGAUGUUACUUGCCAAAAAUUUUUCUGGCAAAUAAAAAGGUAUUUUAUUAAGUAUCUUAUAAGAGUGAAAUUUUAUUUGAAUGGCCAAUUAUAAUAGCAUAAGUGGUUGUUUUUUUUUUUUUUAGACAUAUUGAAUUUCUGUUUUAAAAUCCAUUGCAUGGAAAUUCAAUUUGCCUUGGUACAAAGAGUUAGCAUUGCCAUUUUAAAAUGAUGACUCUGAGGUUGCAUGAAUAUCCUCUAGUGCAUUACCUAUUGCAUGUCAGCCAUAGUUCUCAAAGGGUUAGUGUGGCUUCUGGCAUUUAGCCAUCCAUUUGAUCACUGACAGAGCCAAGAGACCACCAAAGCAUUUCAUUGUUGAGUGUAAUUUGUCCUAACAGCAGUAUUGUCAUUUUCAUGUGACCUGCAGAGCAGGUUUGUAUCAAUAUUUUUUUCCUAGAGAAAAGUCAGCAACUGACAGACCUCUUUAUUGAUUUUUAGGAGCUGCUUCUUGCAGUGAAAGGCUUUACAGCCACUGGGCUGUGAACUCAUUAGAGAUGGUCAGAAGGAAUGCACCCCAUGAGUCAGACAUUGGCUUUGUGUGAAAGCCAGCUUUUGAGGGGAUUAGCUUUUGAAACAAUGAACAGCUUGCCUUGAACUUGAUUAUUGAUCUGUUGACUGUCAUUAACAACUUAAACAUUGUCUUCUGUGAAAAUUUUCCUUGAAGAGUCCUCUUCUGUGUCUUUGCCCUUUGACCUUUAACUUGCAAACUGGCACAAACUGAAAGAAAUCUGGUGUUGCUUCUCCAUUGGAUUGUUAGUUCUCUAAAAACCUAGUAAGCAUGAGCUGUUUCCUUCGAGUGGAGAGAAAAAGAGUGUUGAAUGGUGGAUCUGCAGAUGGACACUUUGCUCUUUACAUGCACACUCUAAAAAUGCCCUAUAGGUAGAAGUGACUUUUAAUUUUUCUUUAAUAUAAUUUCAAGUCUAAAUUCAUCAUUUUAGACAAAUAUAAAACUAUAGG